Aureobasidium melanogenum CBS 110374 is the source of this 261-nucleotide messenger RNA. RefSeq lists its product as uncharacterized. The record is from RefSeq and is a predicted model, not a curated record. The transcript is spliced from 2 exons. Lineage: Eukaryota; Fungi; Ascomycota; Dothideomycetes; Dothideales; Saccotheciaceae. Bases 1 to 261 code for a protein of 86 amino acids.
AUGCCUCGCGACGGAUCUGGAGCUGGUGACAACGCCAUUGAGGCCGGUCACAACAUCACCCACGGCGAUGCUGGCGGUGCCGCAUCCACUGGUGUCGACCGCAGCAACAAGGCUGCCCCCAUGCCCGACAUUGAGAAGGGCGACAGCCUAGAGGGCAUGAACGCCUCCGGCGGUGGCCUCUCCGGCGCUACCCUUACCUCCACUGGCCAGGGCGGCAACAAGGAGCCCUUCGUCGAGAAGGAGGCCGAGAAGCACUCAUAA